GACGAUGGUGAUGUUCAGGACACUCUGUGUGGGGUUUCUACUCAGCCUCCUACCCAAAGGGUGCAACUCACAGCUGAGUGUGUGUGGUGUGGCUAGUUUGAACAACAAGAUAGUGGGAGGACAGAAUGCUGCUGCAGGUUCUUGGCCUUGGCAAGUCAGCAUUCGUCUCACUGCCGAUAAUUUCCAUUUCUGUGGUGGAUCCCUCAUCAACAGUCGCUGGGUUCUGACAGCGGCACACUGCUUUGCAAAUACCAAAUAUACUGCCUCUCAAGUUAAUGUGUAUCUGGGUACAGAGACUCUGCAGGGAAACAACAUGAAUCAGGUGUUCAGAUCUGUCACAAGUGUGACCAUACACCCCAACUAUGAUGCAAAUACCAAUAACAACGACCUGGCUCUGCUUCAGCUGACUUCCACAGUGACCUUCACCCCUUACGUCACUCCUAUCUGUCUGGCUGCCUCUAAUAGCACCUUCUUCAAUGGGACCCUCUCCUGGGUCACUGGCUGGGGGAACAUCGCCACUGAAGUAAGUCUUCCAUCUCCUGGGUACCUACAGGAAGUACAAGUCCCAAUUAUUGGAAACAGGCAAUGUUUCUGCUUAUAUGGUGGAGGAAUCACAGGAAACAUGAUUUGUGCUGGAGCUUUACCAGGAGGGAAAGACUCGUGUCAGGGUGAUUCUGGAGGUCCAAUAGUCCUCAAACAAGGUUCUAUUUGGAUCCAGGCUGGGAUUGUAAGCUUUGGUAAUGGUUGUGCUCAGGCAAAUUACCCUGGUGUGUACACCAGAGUGUCUCAGUACCAGAACUGGAUCAACCAGGUGAUCACCAGCAACCAGCCAGGCUUCGUCACGUACACGUCCAUUGGCACCAACGCAGACCUGAAUGUGUCCUGCAGUAACCUGCCUCCUGCCACCACUGUUGUGACCACAACCACCAUGACCACCGCUCCACCUGUGGUAUGUGGCAAUGCCAACCUGAAUGACCUUUCGGGAGCGGGCACUGGCUUGGCGUCUGCUGGCAUGUGGCCGUGGAUGGCAAGUGUUCAGCGUAAUGGUACCCAUGUCUGCGGAGGAACGCUGAUCACUGCCCAGUUUGUCAUGAGCUCUGCUGACUGCUUCUCUGGCUCCACCAACGCUUCUGACUGGACCGUGAUCCUGGGCCGCCUCAUGCAGAACGGCAGCAACUCCAACGAGGUGUCCAUCAAAGUGGCAAACAUCACGUUCAGCAACACUUCACAAAACAACAUAGCAGUGCUGCAGCUGACCGUUAAACCAACGCUGUCCAACUACAUCCAGCCCAUAUGUGUGGACCAGGGCAGCAACAACUUUGCUGUGAACACUCAGUGCUGGGCAGCUGGCUGGGGCUCAGGAGGAGGAGCUCAACAAACUCUUCAGCAAAUCAACACUUCUAUCGUGAGCUGUGAUAGUGCAUCUGCAUCUACCAGCAUCUGCACACAAGCCUUUCCACUAGAACAGAGUGAAAGAGGAGGACCUCUGAUGUGUAAGGUUGGGGCGUCAUGGUUCCAGGCAGCGGUCCUGACUUUGCUCACUAGCACUGCUAACAGCACUAGCACCAACUCCAACAUCACCAACUCCAACAUCACCAACUCCAACAGCACCAACUCCAGCUCCAGCAAAAGCCUGCAGGUGGAUGUGGUUAAUCAGAAAUCAAGCAUAAUGACCUUCUCUAAAACCUCAGACUUCACCCCAUUCCUGCUGAAGACGGUGGGCUCCCUCCCAAGCACCACAUCUGCUACGACUACUAUGGCCACCACUACCAAGCCCAGUAAUGGUGCAGCCCAUCUGUUCCUCUCUGUUACAUCAGUCAUCCUACUCUCACUUCCUGCUAUCAUCCAAGUGUUGGGUUAAGAGCAAGAGCCUUUUAGCACACAUGUGUACACUCAAAGUAAAGUCAUGAAAAUAAAGCAUCAACCCUUACUUUUGUUAGUACAGAGGGUAUCUUGGGGACUACAACAUCAUUAUUUAUAUUAUACCAUCUCUAUUUUUGAGUGUUCAAAUAAAUCUAUAAAAUUUUGAAAUAUGGUUUGCUUUUGUGUUUAUCUUUGCACUAAAAUAACUAAUGGUUUGAUACUCUCUCUGUGCUAUGUAGCAUAUAAUUAUCAUAUUGAUGGCAUAUCAUUAUCAAUAGCAUUAUAGAUGCCUAUAUAUCAGUUGAAUGGUUUAAAUAACUUCUCAAUUAUGUAGAGAAACUUGAUUGGAAGUCAACAAAAAUAACUGGUCUUAGUAGUAAUUGAUAAAGAACAUGAAUUGAGCUAGAAAGUUAGCUAGACACCUAUCAGGGUAAAGAUGAGCUCUACAUUCUGUUCUUGAAGCCUGUUCUUAAUUAACAAGAGAAUUGGUUCAGUUAUUUUUUCCAGGAAUUGUUCACUUUUAACAUGCAUUCCACAUUCCACAUUUACUGAUGUUUUUGGCUUUAUUACAGUGCAAAUGUGCCCAUGUUUGCUCCAGAAAACAUGGAUCUAUUCCUUUGUACUCUCAUAGCCAUAUGUAUUUUUAAUUGUACAUUAUUGUUUACUUUUUUAAUAACUAUUUAAGUUAUUAUUUAACUAGCAAUUUCAGGCUUUGGACUUUCUAUUGCGAUGUUUAAUGUCUGCAAUUUUAUGUACAAGUUUAAUGAAGCUGUAUAUUUUGUGUUUAAAUAUAUAUUGUACACAAAUCACACAA
Electrophorus electricus (electric eel) is the source of this 2677-nucleotide messenger RNA. Its product is annotated as polyserase-2-like. The record is from RefSeq and is a predicted model, not a curated record. Gene Ontology annotation, biological process: proteolysis. Gene Ontology annotation, molecular function: serine-type endopeptidase activity. NCBI's taxonomy places the organism in Eukaryota, Metazoa, Chordata, Actinopteri, Gymnotiformes, Gymnotidae.